AUGUUGUUGCGGUCGCCGCCGAAGUUGUGCACGAAGGUGCGCGUCCAGUUCAGCGCCCAGUACUGGUCGUGCAGGCCCGCGUUGCCGCGGCCCGCCGUCGUGUUGCCGCCGCCCGCCAGGAAGCCCAGCGGGCCCAGGCGGUACUGCGCAGCCACCAGCACGAAGCGGCCGUCGGCGCCCUCGUGGUCCAGGAUGAAGUCCGGCUUCACGUUCCACGAGGACCCGCGCACGAAGGCGCCGCCGUGGAAGAACAGCAGCACCGGCAGCAGCCCGCUCUGGCCCUGCAUCGAGUACCUGCGUGCCGUUGAGGAUGGCGUCGUCGGGCGUGUACACGUCGAGCGUGAGGCAGUCCUCCUUCUCCUCGUCGGGCACGUCGUCAUUGUAAGGCGCGGGGGCGGCGCGCGCCCAGUCCCACGAGGCGGCGCCUCCCAGCUCCGCCUCGCGCCGCUCCAGCUCGUCCGGGUAGAACUUGCCUUGCGGGCAGGCGCGCGCGCGGAUCCGGCCGUCGUGCUCGUCGUCCCAGCGCGCGAACUUGGACGGCGGCUGCACACACGCCGCGCACCACCGAAUCAGCGCGCGCUCGCCACUCGCCUUUACGCGGAAAGG
This is a messenger RNA of Gryllus bimaculatus (two-spotted cricket), 606 nucleotides long. NCBI's taxonomy places the organism in Eukaryota, Metazoa, Arthropoda, Insecta, Orthoptera, Gryllidae. The record is from the annotation of a GenBank genome assembly.